Drosophila albomicans is the source of this 1774-nucleotide messenger RNA. Its product is annotated as E3 ubiquitin-protein ligase ariadne-1. Lineage: Eukaryota; Metazoa; Arthropoda; Insecta; Diptera; Drosophilidae. Gene Ontology annotation, molecular function: ubiquitin conjugating enzyme binding; ubiquitin protein ligase activity; zinc ion binding. The transcript has a single exon. Gene Ontology annotation, cellular component: ubiquitin ligase complex; cytoplasm; nucleus. Gene Ontology annotation, biological process: ubiquitin-dependent protein catabolic process; protein polyubiquitination; positive regulation of proteasomal ubiquitin-dependent protein catabolic process. Bases 57 to 1592 code for a protein of 511 amino acids. The record is from RefSeq and is a predicted model, not a curated record.
AGUCUGAGAAAUUGCCUUAUGAGGUUUUCUCAUAAUUUCGUUCGUUUAAUUCGAAUAUGAACUCUGACGACAAAUACUCGGAUGAAGAUCACGGCGAUUCGCAGCGUUCAGUAAACAGUCCAUCCCAUUUGAUGACGUGCGUGGAGAGCGAUGAGGACACAUGCACCGAAAUCGAUUCGCCCGAGCGUCCCAGGCGCAACGCUGAGAUCGAUGAGUUCGUUUACACGGUGCUAACAUCCGAUGAGAUUGAGCAACUUCAGCGCAACAUUAUCGACGAAGUCAACAGCGUGCUGCAGAUAUCACCGCAAGUCACACGCAUCAUACUUAAUCACUACCGCUGGGACAAGGAGACGCUCUUCGAAAAGUACUUCGAGAUCAGUCCCCAGGAGUUCUUUCGUCGCGCCCAUGUCGUGAAUCCCUUUGCCACGCCCUCAACCCUUAGCCUCAAGGCUGCGCCCAGUCCGAGUGGCGCCCACGAACAGAUCUGCGGCAUCUGCUACUGCAACUGCGAUGAGCUCAAGGGGCUGCCCUGUGGACACACCUUCUGCGGCGCCUGCUGGAAACAGUAUUUGGCCAACAAGACGGUGAGCGAGGGAUUGGGCCACAGCAUCAGUUGUCCGGCCGUCGAGUGUGACAUUCUCGUCGACGAGGUGUCGUUCGUUAAGCUCGCCGAUGAUCCAGAGGUUGUUGCACGCUAUCAGCAGCUGCUCACCAACACUUUCGUUGAAUGCAACUCACUGAUGCGCUGGUGUCCGGCGCCAAGUUGCACGCACGCCAUCAAGGCCGUCUACUGUGAGCCGCGAGCUGUGCGCUGUAGAUGUGGCCACGAGUUCUGCUUUGGCUGUGGCGAGAAUUGGCACGAACCUGUCAGCUGCACCUGGCUGAAGCAAUGGCUCAAGAUGAACGACGAGGACUCGGAGACAUCCAACUGGAUUGCCCAUCAUACCAAGGAGUGCCCCAAGUGCAAUGUGACCAUCGAGAAGGACGGCGGCUGCAAUCACAUGGUCUGCAAGAAUCCCUCGUGUCGCUACGACUUCUGCUGGGUGUGUCUCGGCUCCUGGGAGCCACAUGGCUCCUCCUGGUACAGCUGCAAUCGCUUCGAGGAGGAGGAGGGCAAACAGGCGCGACAGGCUCAGGAUCUGUAUCGGUCCUCGAUGGCCCGCUAUCUGCACUAUUACAAUCGGUACACGAACCACAUGCUGAGCAUGGGCAUGGAGAAGGAUCUGUACUCCAUGGUGGAGGCCAAGAUGGCUGAGAUGCAGGAGAACAUGAACUGGAUUGAGGUGCAAUUCCUCAAGGAGGCGGUCGAUGUGCUCUGCGAAUGCCGUGCCACGCUCAUGUACAGCUAUGUGUUUGCAUUCUAUCUGCACAAGAACAAUCAGAAGAUCAUCUUCGAGGACAAUCAGCGUGACAUGGAGGUGGCCACCGAGAAGAUCUCCGAGUUCCUGGAGCGCGAGAUAACCGUCCACAAUCUGUACGAGGUAAAGCAAAAGGUUCUCGAUCUGUCGCAUUAUUGCCGCAAGCGUCGCAUGGUUUUGCUCGUUCAUGUGCGCGAAGGUUACGAGAAGGAUUGGUGGGAAUUUAUUGAAUAAUAUUUAACACAGCUCUAAUCUCGAUUUAAUCGAUACCAACGACACCUCAAAGCCACAUCGUAAUUUAUCAGAAGACUUUAUAUUUCUAUUGCAGUUCGGUUAAAGUUAUUAAAAAACGCACAAGCUUUUCGACUUUGGCUUCUUGGGCUAAUUGGCCAAGAGACAUCUAAAUUCUACAGUUA